Messenger RNA from Plodia interpunctella (Indianmeal moth), 1277 nucleotides. RefSeq lists its product as uncharacterized. The transcript is spliced from 4 exons. The record is from RefSeq and is a predicted model, not a curated record. Lineage: Eukaryota; Metazoa; Arthropoda; Insecta; Lepidoptera; Pyralidae. Bases 130 to 1041 code for a protein of 303 amino acids.
AAAUCAUUGCGUAAUACGAUAUCUUUACAUUAUAAAAUCACGUAGAAAUUAAAAAAAUAAGUAAAUCAAUUCUUUGUUUCAAGAAAAAGGGUAGUUUGACAUACGCACACAGUUUUUGAGGUUAGAAAUAUGGGGACAGAAAGGGUUUUGUGGUCCACAAUGGGUGUCCUACUGUUUACGUCAAGUCUAAUUAUAGCUUGUGAUGAAAAAGGAUUAUGUUUGUUGGAGGCUUUAAAGGAGAUGAAGGAAUGCAAGAAAGGAGUUCUCUCUUCGUUGCUGAAACCACUGCUCAUCAAGAAAGAAGAGAAAGAGCUAGCAUGCGGCAAGCUGCUCCCGCCCUUGCUGCCCCCGCCGCCACUGCCAGGAUCCACCCUAGUUUUAAUGCCAGCCGGGCCACCAGCCCCACCACCACCAUUACCCGCACCAUUGUUACCCCCACCGCCUCUGUUCCUACCUGCGCUUGCGCCGUAUUCGUUACCACCCGCCCCUUGCGCCCCGCCACUCCCACCACCAUUGUUGCUCCCAGCCCCCCAACCCCUAUACCUGCCCCCACCAGCCUUACCGCCACCAGCUUGUCUCCCACCGCCGCCGUCACCAUUACACCUACCACCACCACCGCCAGCGUUGCCACCUUUAGUACUACCAGCGCCAGCACCAGCGCCGUGUCCACUAGCUCCUCCGCCUGCUCCAUUGUUCCUACCAGCCCCACCACCAGUAUUUCUACCAGCUCCAGCGCCUGCCCCAGUAUGCUUGCCUCCACCUUUAGCCCUCCCUGCACCGGCACCACCAGCAUAUCUCCCCCCAAUUCCACCACCAGCUCCUAUAGUCAUAUCACUCGUACCUCCACCCCCUCCGCCACCAGUGUACGAACCAUGCUAUGGUCCGCCCCCUCCACCUCCUGGUAUACCCAUGACAGCGUACAUGGUUCCCCCACCUGUACCCUGUGCUUUGGAGCCGAAGCCACUGUUACCCCCGCUUCCCCCUCCCCCUCCAAAGGCAAAGUGUGGUUGCAGUGCCCCUCACGCGUACCCAUAUUAUUAAGUAGUAUGUAAUGGAAAAUAAUUUAGAUUAUGUUAUUUAUUAUUCUACUAAUUUAAUUGAGUAAAUAAAUAUUACGCAUGUUAAUUUUGUUUUUCUGUAAUUUUUCUUCGAAAUUAGUUAUAACGAUGUUGACACUAAUUUUCGGCAAUAUUUCAAUAUUCGCGCGUCCUUUAAUUUGGUACAUUUCCAAAAACUAUGAAAAUGUGUUUGUAAUAAAUGUGGAAAUCGAAUUACGA